AUGGGUUCCUUGGAAUCUGGGAUCCCAUUGAAGAAGGGGAACUUGUUCGGUUCUCAGUUCACCAGAAAGGAGAAGAACCCUUUUCCUCACAGGUUCAGAUCGAGCUUCUCGAGGCUGCUCUUCAAGAAGCUCGAUUACGUGCAAUGGAUUUGCACGGUUUUGGUGUUUCUCUGCUUGGUCGUUGUGUUCCAAAUGUUCCUGCCAGGGUCGGUUGUGGAAAACUCCGAGGAGAAGAAAGCUGUGAAAAUGCGGUCUGAGAAUUUGUUCCAUGGAGAAAUGCACAAGGUUAUGUUGGACAUUGGGGAGGAUGCCGUGUUUUUGCCUAUGAUUCUGGAGAAAUUUAGGAGAGGUGGUGGUGAGGGUAAGGAUGUUGGUUUGUUUAACCACUCAGUGCAGCAUUUUGGAUACAGGAAGCCUCAUCUAGCAUUGGUGUUUGGAGAACUGUUGGUUGAUUCACAACAAUUGCUUAUGGUAACAGUUGCAACUGCUUUGCAAGAGAUUGGCUAUGAAAUUCAGGUCUUUUCACUUGAAGAUGGACCAGGGCAUAAUAUGUGGCGAAAUUUAGGAGUUCCUAUCUCUAUCUUUAGAACUUGUGAUAAGCGAAACAACACUGUAGACUGGCUAAACUAUGAUGGUAUAAUUGUGAGCUCCCUGGAGGCCAAGGGUGCCUUUUCAUGCUUUUUGCAGGAACCUUUCAAGUCUAUCCCUCUUAUAUGGAUUAUUCAUGAAAAAAAUCUUGCUUAUCGAUCAAGACAAUAUACCAGUAAUGGGCAGAUAGAACUUUUGAAUGAUUGGGGAAGAGUUUUCAAUCGUUCAACAGUUGUUGUCUUUCCAAACUAUGCCUUGCCGAUGAUUUACUCCACAUUUGAUGCUGGAAAUUUUUUCGUCAUUCCUGGUACCCCCGCCGAAACAUUAGAAGCAGAAGCAUUUAUGGCCUUACAGAAAGAUAAUUUGCGUGUGAGUAUGGGCUAUGGCCCAGAAGAUGUUAUUAUUGCAAUCGUGGGCAGUCAAUUUCUGUACAAGGGCAUGUGGUUGGGGCAUGCCAUUGUUUUAAGGGCUUUGGAACCACUUCUGUUGAACUUCCCUUUAAACAAAGAUAAUUCCAGUGUACAACUACGGAUCAUUGUUCAUAGUGGGGAAUUAACAAAUAACUACAGCGUGGCUCUUGAGACCAUGGCGCAUAGCUUGAAAUAUCCAAGAGGUAUUAUAGAGCAUGUAGCUGGAGAUUCAAAAGCCGAUUUUGUACUUGGCACAGCAGAUGUAGUGGUAUAUGGAUCCUUUCUUGAAGAACAUUCUUUUCCAGAGAUUUUGAUCAAAGCUAUGUCGUUUGAGAAACCAAUUAUUGCUCCAGAUGUUCCGACAAUCAGAAAAUACGUUGAUGACAGGGUGAAUGGCUAUCUUUUCCCAAGGGACAAUAUUAGAGCUCUGAGACAAAUUUUAUUAGAAGUUAUCUCAAAUGGGAAAAUAUCACCCUUGGCUCGUAACAUUGCCUCUAUAGGGAGAAACACUGCAAAGAAUCUUAUGGUUUCAGAAGCAAUUGAUGGAUAUGCAUCUUUACUUCAGAAAAUUAUCAGGCUUCCGUCGGAGGUUGCUCCACCCAAGAAUGCUUCAGAUAUUUGCCCCAAUGUUAAAGAACAAUGGCAAUGGCAUUUAUUUGAGACUCUUCCAAAUAUGACAUAUCAAAAUAGGGCAUUAAGAAGUAACACGUUUUUAGAUAAGUAUGAGGGCCAGUGGAAUCGUUCUCAAAAAAAUAGAUCCACUACUACAGUUGUAGCUACUGAUAUAUUUAUAUAUAGCUUAUGGGAGGAAGAAAAAUAUACUCAACUGGCUAUUACCAAAAAAAGGAGAGAGGAUGAAGAGUUAAAGGAUAGAACAGAGCAGUUUCAUGCAACAUGGGAGGAUGUAUAUAAAAACGCUAAGAGAGCUGACAGAGCAAAGAAUGAUUUACAUGAAAGAGAUGAAGGAGAGCUUGAGCGGACAGGACAACCACUAUGCAUUUAUGAACCUUAUUUUGGGGAAGGAUCCUGGCCUUUUCUUCAUAAAAGAUCUCUUUAUCGAGGAGUUGGCCUGUCCAGUAAAGGUCGAAGACCAGGAAGAGAUGAUGUUGAUGCUCCUUCUCGUCUUCCACUGCUUAAUGAUGGUUAUUAUCGAGAUUUACUUGGUGAACAUGGAGCCUUCUUUGCAAUUGCAAACAGGAUUGACCGAUUACACAGAAAUGCUUGGAUUGGAUUUCAGUCUUGGAGAGCAACAGCAAAGAAGGCAUCUUUGUCCGGAACUGCUGAAAAUUCAUUAUUAGAUGCCAUACAAUCCAAAAGGUAUGGCGAUGCACUAUAUUUUUGGGUUCGCAUGGAUAUGGAUAGACGAAACCCUUUGCAAAAGGAUUUUUGGACAUUUUGUGAUGCCAUUAAUGCAGGAAAUUGCAAAUUUGCUUUCUCAAAAGCCAUGAGGAGAAUGUAUGGGUUAAAAGAUGAUGUGGAUUCUUUGCCACCCAUGCCUGUAGAUGGUGACACGUGGUCUGUCAUGCAGAGUUGGACUCUGCCUACGAGAUCCUUUUUGGAGUUUGUAAUGUUCUCCAGAAUGUUCGUGAAUGCAAUGGAUGCACAGAUGUACGAUGAACACCAUUCAACAGGACACUGUUCUUUGAGCUUGUCAAAAGACAAGCAUUGUUAUUCACGGCUUCUGGAGCUUCUUGUAAAUGUGUGGGCAUACCACAGUGCAAGGAGGAUGGUGUAUGUGGACCCCGAAACUGGUCUAAUGCAGGAACAACACAAGUUCAAGAGCCGCAGAGGUCAAAUGUGGAUCAAAUGGUUCUCAUACAGCACCCUUAAGAGCAUGGAUGAGGACUUGGCAGAAUUAUCAGAUUACGAGGAUCCUGGGAGGCAUUGGUUGUGGCCUUCAACGGGUGAAGUAUUCUGGCAAGGUGUAUACGAGAGAGAGAGAAGUUUAAGGCACAAAGAGAAGGAAAAGAGAAAGCAAAAGAGUAUAGAAAAACAAAACAGAAUGAGGAAGCGUCAUCGCCAACAAGUGAUAGGGAAAUACAUUAAGCCCCCACCAGAUGAAGAAAGCUCCAAUUCGUCUAUGCUUGCAGUAACAGCAUCAUGA
Sphenostylis stenocarpa is the source of this 3102-nucleotide messenger RNA. Lineage: Eukaryota; Viridiplantae; Streptophyta; Magnoliopsida; Fabales; Fabaceae. The record is from the annotation of a GenBank genome assembly.